Aphanomyces invadans is the source of this 1682-nucleotide messenger RNA. RefSeq lists its product as hypothetical. Lineage: Eukaryota; Oomycota; Saprolegniomycetes; Saprolegniales; Verrucalvaceae. The record is from RefSeq and is a predicted model, not a curated record. Bases 51 to 1607 code for a protein of 518 amino acids. The transcript has 3 exons. Gene Ontology annotation, molecular function: hydrolase activity, hydrolyzing O-glycosyl compounds.
GCUGAAGAAGCUGUCGAGCUGAAAAGCCAUUUUGGAACUCGUCCGCGAAGAUGCGAGUCGCCGCUUUGUUCAUGGCCGCGAUCGUGGCGCUGGCUGCGGCACAACAGACGCCCACAGACAUCAAGACCUUUCGCAAAUGCCGGCACACGAGUUAUGUUGCAGAGGGCAACGAGAUCUUUGCCGUCGAUCCUUUGACACCGACCACAAAGACCCCCAUUCAAAUUAAGGGCGUGCAAUGGAUGGGAAUGGAAACUCCCGACGGCAUUCCCGCCGGCAUGUGGGGCAAUGGGACAAUCCAGCGUGACUCGGGGAUAUCAGGCACGGCCCUCGCCGACAUGCUCAAGUUCCUGUACGCCAACAAAUUUAACACCGUCCGACUGCCGUUGUCUGCCAGAAACUUCAUCGACACGACUUACGCGCCCAAGGUGACCAAUAUCCACGGCGAAAAUCGAGAAAUUGCGUUGUAUGACAAGGGAUUCACUCCCAAGAUGGCGGAUUUUGUCGCUCGAUUCAUUGGGAGCUUCCAAAAGUACCGCAUUUCCGUGGUUUUGGACAUUCACACGUUGACAGAACAGUUUGCGCAAGACGCAUUUUGGUACUACCCCACCAAGGGAGCCGUGGAAGAGUCCAUCGCGUACAAGACGGCCGUUCUCCUCGCCACGUACUACUGCAAGCCCGAGUACUGGAACGUGAUGGGCAUCGACUUGAAGAACGCCAUGACGGAAGUCGACUGGCCGUCCAAAGCCAGCACUACAUUGGACUGGCCGUCUGCGGCCGACGCGAUUGCUGCCAAAGUCAACGAGCUGUGUCCGCAAUGGCUUGUCUUCGUCGCAGGUAGCAGCAAGGGCAGCUUCACCGUGAAAACCAACAGCUACAAGGUCUGGCCUGGCAUGAACUUUGUGAACGCGACGGUUCGUCCGCUUAAGGCAAAAAACAUCGUGUACACCCCGCAAGCGUUCACGCAAGGCGUCGAGCCGUUGGGAUUCUUUUUCGACCCCAAGAGCAACUGCUCGACUGCUAUUUUGGCCGACAAGGACACUGAGUGCGUCGUGAUUGAGAACGGACUCAAGGUUCCCAACACGAAGCGGGCACUGUCGUGCGAAAAUUCCAAGCUCCAGUGCCAGUCAUUCACGCCGCUGUCGACGUCGGACAUGUCGGCGCUGUACCAGCGCCUGCUGGACGAGACCGUCGGCCCUGUCGUCAAAGAAGCGAAGGUCCCGGUCGUGUUUGGGUCGUUUGGCGGAGUAUACGGGUCGAGCCAGCCGCUCCAGUCGUCCGUUCUCGAUUUGAUCAUCAAGUACCUCGCGACAUCGACGGCGGGAGGGUUCUACGCCUCGUUGAACCCAGACACGGAAAUGUGGCUGGAAGCUCCCCCCCCGGGCAACAAAACCAUUGGGAAAGCCCGCUACGGCCUUAUGACGUCCAAGUCGUGGCAAGUCCCGAACGCCGACCUGUUGGUGGCGUUAAGCGGUCUCAAGUCUUCGGACAUCCCAUGCUAUGGCGACGAAGUGCCUGGGCCCCCUGACACCAAGACUGGCACCGCGUCCACGUCGUGGGUGUCCUUCAUCGCGGCUGCCGUCGCUACUGCUUGUGUUUUGCUGGCCUAAUUCAAGCAUUUUCACCUUAGGUAGUGUGCACGGCGAGUCGACCCACAAAUAAUUUCCCAGUACACCUGGAAUCUA